AUGGCCUUCUCCCGAGGCGGAAGAGGUGGAAGAGGCGCCCCGCGUGGCCGCGGUCGCGGUCGUGGCCGUGGUGGCCGUGGCGGCUUUCGGCGACAAAAUUUCGACUCGUCCCGACUGCACGAUGCACAGUCGGACGAAUCCUCCGGUGAGGAUGCGCCUGCUAUGGAGCUCGAAGAUGAUGUGAAUAUGGAUGACGAUGUCUCCUCCAGCAGCGACGAGGAGGAGCAGACCGAGCGCCCGUAUAACGAGUUGUUACAACUACUCCAAACCGAUGCCGAAACCAAAGGACCAGCUCGCAAGCGCAGAAAGGUUGCCGGGGAUAGCAGUGAUGCUAAGGCGGUUGCGGUGGAAGAGUCCGAGGAUGAGGCCGAGGCCGAUGCGCUGCAAGAUCAGGCCCCGUCGGAUGACGAGGAAGAACCUCAAGAGGAUGAGGACGACGAUGCUGCUGGUCCUUUUGAGAAGCACUUCAACUUGCCCGAUGGGUCUGAUCUUCCCAAGAAGAUCGAGCAAAUCCAGGCGAACAAAUGGGUCUCGGCCAAGAAAGAAGUAGACGGCUUGCGCUUCGUGCAGUCAAUCCCGGAUAUGGGAGACGCCGCAUCGUUGCUACCAGCCAUCAAGAGCACCGCUAACCUAAAGCUCAAAAAUAAACUCAAACCUCGCGUCGCCGAACUGCUGCCGACUAUCACUGGCUCCGCCCAACACCUUGCCCCAUAUGUCUUCGACUACCAAGAUCUGCUCUUUGGCGCACGAACAGCGAGCAAUGCGGAUAGCAUGCGCGAGCUUGCAGCCGUACACACAGUCAACCAUCUCAUCAAGACACGCGACCAAGUGCUGAAGAACAAUGCCCGUCUGGCCAAGGACCCCGAUACUGAUAUCGAGUGUCGGGAUCAGGGUUUCACCCGGCCCAAAGUACUCUACAUUCUGCCCACUCGACAGGCCUGUGUGCGCGUCGUCAAUGCGAUUGCCCGGAUCUACCAAGCGGAGCAGCACGAGAACAAGAAGCGCUUUACGGAUAGCUUCUCAUCGCCCGAUGAUGCCUCUUGGGAGAACAAGACGGAGGACUUCCGCGAACUGUUCGGCGGCAAUGACGACGAUAUGUUCCGUUUAGGACUGAAGUUCACCCGCAAGACCGUCAAGUACUUUGCGCAAUUUUACAAUUCGGAUGUCAUUCUGGCCAGUCCACUCGGUCUACGAACGAUCAUGGACCAAGCCGAUGCCAAAAAGCGAGACCACGACUUCCUCUCCUCCAUCGAAGUCGUCAUCGUCGACCACGCCGACGCCCUCCUCAUGCAGAACUGGGACCAUAUCUCCUUCAUCUUCCAGCAUCUAAACCAGCAACCGAAAGAGGCCCACGGCUGCGACUUCAGCCGAGUCCGCAACUGGUAUCUAGACAACCACGCCCGCCACAUCCGCCAAACAAUCGUCCUAUCAUCCUUCAUAACGCCAGAAAUCAACUCCCUCUUCUCCACCAACAUGCAAAACACCUCCGGCCGCAUCAAAAUAACCCCCACCUACGCCGGCGCCAUAACCGACCUCCCCCUCCCCGUCUCCGUAAAGCAAACUUUCACCCGAAUCGACAGUCUCUCGCCCCUGAAAGACCCAGACGCCCGCUUCAAGCACUUCACCACGACCAUCCUCUCAACGCUGGUGAAGAAUAUCGCUGCGCGCAGCAAGGCCGGCGCGGGGACUCUCAUCUUUGUCCCCUCGUACUUGGAUUUCGUGCGGGUGCGGAAUCACUUCGCUACUUCGGCGCAGACGACGAAUGUUUCUUUCGGCGCUAUAUCCGAGUACACUGAGCCUCGCGAGGCUUCGCGGGCGCGGAGUCACUUUGUUACGGGACGACACUCGGUGUUACUGUAUACAGAGCGGGCGCAUCAUUUCCGGCGGAACCAGAUCCGCGGUGUGCGGAGGGUGAUUAUGUAUGGUGUUCCUGAGAAUCCGGUGUUUUAUGGGGAGAUUGUGGGAUUCUUGGGGCUGGAUCCUGCGGCGCUGGUUGAGGCUGCUGAGGGCGGUGCGCGGGUUUUGUUCACCAAGUGGGAUGCGUUGAAGUUGGAGCGUGUGGUUGGAACGGCGAGGGUGGGGAAUAUGUUGCGUGAGAGGGGUGGUGAUACGUUUACUUUUGUUUAG
Messenger RNA from Penicillium manginii, 2127 nucleotides. RefSeq names its product UTP25 family protein. The transcript is spliced from 4 exons. Lineage: Eukaryota; Fungi; Ascomycota; Eurotiomycetes; Eurotiales; Aspergillaceae. The coding region runs from base 1 to 2127 and encodes 708 amino acids. The record is from RefSeq and is a predicted model, not a curated record. Gene Ontology annotation, molecular function: U3 snoRNA binding; rRNA binding. Gene Ontology annotation, cellular component: nucleolus; small-subunit processome. Gene Ontology annotation, biological process: maturation of SSU-rRNA from tricistronic rRNA transcript (SSU-rRNA, 5.8S rRNA, LSU-rRNA).